ACAACACUUACAGACAUCUGCUGCAGCCGGACCUUCGGCUCGAAUGAGACUAAUAGGGAGUCUCUGGCCAGGGAAGACCAGCUUGGGAACUGGACCGGCACCGGCAUUGAGCCUGGUCUGGGUGAGCUGGUCCACAUCCAGGCUGAGGUGUUCCUGAUACUAGGGAUCGUCAGCCUUCUGGAGAACAUCUUGGUGAUAUCGGCGAUGGUGAAGAACAAGAACCUCCAUUCACCCAUGUACGUCGUCUUUUGCAGUCUUGCUGCUGCUGACAUGCUGGUGAGUGUCUCCAACUCACUAGAGACGGUGGUAAUCCCUGCACUGAACAGUCGGUUGAUGAUAGUGGCGGACAACCACUUUAUUCAACUCAUGGACAACUUCUAUGACUGCACAAUCUGUAUCUCUCUGCUGGCUUCAAUUUGUAACCUUCCAAUUAUCGCCAUUGACUGUUACGUGACCAUCUUCUAUGCCCUGCGCUACCACAGCAUCGUGACAAUGCGACGGGCUCUCCUGGCCAUCGGGGGGGGGGGGGGGGGGGAUCUGGCUGACAUGUGUGUCUGUGGGAUAGUCUUCAUCGUCUACUCAGAGAGCAAGGCAGUCAUUGUGUGUCUGAUCAUCAUGUUCUUCACCAUGCUGGUGCUCAUGGUCACUCUGUACGUUCACAUGUUUCUGCUGGCGAGGCUGCACAUCAAGCGCAUCGCUGCUCUGCCUGUAGAGGGCGUGGUUCCCCAGAGGACCUGCAUGAAGGGAGCGGUCACCAUCACCAUUCUUCUGGGGGUGUUUGUCUGCUGCUGGGCACCUUUCUUCCUCCACCUCAUCCUCCUUAUCACCUGUCCCAAGGACCCACUCUGUGUCUGCUACAUGUCCCACUUCACUACCUACCUGGUGCUCAUCAUGUGUAACUAUGUCAUAGACCCCGUCAUCUAUGCCUUCCGCAGCCUUGAGAUGCGCACAAACUUCAAGGAGAUCCUGUGUUGUUUCAGUGCAACUUGCAGGAUUUUCCACUGUAAAUACUGAGUGUUGUAGUUUUUCCACAUUUUAGAAAUGGCACAGAAUAGGCUUUGAAGGUGGAAGUUUUAUGUGCUGUGUAUUUGGACCUGCAGGUUUGGCUUAGUGGCUUUGUGUUUGUGAAAAUGUGAGAAGCAAACAGUAAAAAGUGAAUGAUUUAACUCCAGUGUGAUUUAUUUAGUUAAAUAUUGUAGUGACAUUGUGUUUAUUAGCGCUGAGAUCGACUCUGCCACACAAACUUUAUUUUGUGGCACAGUUGAUGCCAACUUUAAUAUUCACAUGGAAAAGUCCACAGACCCAUUCCAAAAGCCAUCAUCGACUCAGUGGGUUUUGUCCAACAUGUCUCUGGACC
Oncorhynchus mykiss (rainbow trout) is the source of this 1357-nucleotide messenger RNA. RefSeq names its product melanocortin 3 receptor (gene mc3r). Gene Ontology annotation, molecular function: melanocortin receptor activity. The record is from RefSeq and is a predicted model, not a curated record. Gene Ontology annotation, biological process: G protein-coupled receptor signaling pathway. NCBI's taxonomy places the organism in Eukaryota, Metazoa, Chordata, Actinopteri, Salmoniformes, Salmonidae. Gene Ontology annotation, cellular component: membrane.